Messenger RNA from Indicator indicator, 1207 nucleotides. RefSeq names its product M-phase specific PLK1 interacting protein (gene MPLKIP). Gene Ontology annotation, cellular component: midbody; nucleus; centrosome. The transcript is spliced from 2 exons. Lineage: Eukaryota; Metazoa; Chordata; Aves; Piciformes; Indicatoridae. The record is from RefSeq and is a predicted model, not a curated record. Bases 1 to 564 code for a protein of 187 amino acids.
AUGUACCGGCAGAGCUUCCGCCCCCCGACGCCUCCGUACACGAGUGCCGGCUUCCGGAGCCCUCCGUCUGGCGGAGGCCCCAUGCCGCCCUCCCCGCGGGGCUACGGGAACCCCCACCACACGCCGCCCUACGUCCACCGGCCUGGGCCUUACGGCAGCGGCCUCUCGCCUCAUGGCCAGAGUUUUCACGGCGGCGGCGGGCGGUUCGGGAGCCCCUCGCCGGCGGGGCAGACCCCGCGCAGGCCGCAAAGCAUCAGCCCACGAUACCUGACUCCCUACGGCUGCAAAUCCCCGGCUGGAGCUCCCCUGCACCCGCAGCAGCACAAGCGCUCGCCCGGGGGUUUCCAGAGGCACUACCAGGGAUCACCCAGGACAUCUACUCCAUUUGGUACACCGCAUGGCAAAGAGAAAAGAGUGUCUAAUGAUGUGGAAAACUAUUACAGACCUUCAAUGCUUGAGGACCCAUGGGCUGGCCUAGAGCCAGUUUCUGUUACAGACAUAAACCAACAAUACAGCAGUGAGCAAACAACAUACACUGGUAAAAAAGGGAGGUAUUUCAGCUAACAUUUCUAAAAGGCCAAAUAACUCCAUCUUAUCAGGAAAACUCGGACAAAAUCUUUAUGUUUACACAAGAUGAACAAUAAGCAAGACCUUAGAUAAUGCUUUUAUUUGAUCACUGGUCCUUUUAUCCUACUUUUUUUCUGCAUUGGAUAUUUUUAUGUAUGAGAGGGAAAAGGAAUGGUAGGAAAACUUACAUUUCUGGCUACAUGGAAGUGCCUACCAGCUUUGAAAAACAAAAUGUUCUUUAGUCACCAGCGACUGAUUUAUAACUGUUAAAACAGGUUUCCAUAUAUUUACCCUUCCAUGCCAGACUGUCAGCCUUUUAUUGUAAACUGUGUUAGGAAAUGGUAUUUUUUUAAUGUUUCAGCAUUUUUAGAAUGAAAUAACUUGGAAAUAAAAUAGAAGUUUUGUAAAUCCUUGUUUUGUAAUGUACAAAGAUUACUUUAGAACGUUUGUUAAGGUGUCCACAUGAACACAGACAGUACUAGUGCAAUGAGGUGACUCUGUCAAUGUGCUUGCAUGCUGAUUUUUGGGCAUAGAAUUCUUUGUUAAUUGGAGCAUAACAUGAAGUUGAAACCUGAUUUUUAGCCAUCUCAAGUAACAAAUGUAUUGUCAUUGUUAAGUUUAAUGUGUUGAAUUAGCUCAU